Molecule: messenger RNA, 1020 nt
Organism: Penicillium chermesinum
Lineage: Eukaryota; Fungi; Ascomycota; Eurotiomycetes; Eurotiales; Aspergillaceae
Exons: 3
Coding region: 1-1020 (339 amino acids)
Biological process (GO): water transport; glycerol transmembrane transport
Cellular component (GO): plasma membrane
Molecular function (GO): water channel activity; glycerol channel activity
Source: RefSeq, a predicted model, not a curated record
AUGUAUUUGUGUCCAGAAACGAAGACAGACUUCCAUCUGAUGCCGAAAAACACGGAAAUUGAGUGCUCCCCUAGCCAUGACGGUGGGUCAUGCUCGAUUGGUCAGGCGUCGUCGUUUCAGGAUAACGGGUCUAAUAUUGAGACGACUGAGCCGCUCGCUCUGUCACGGCUUAAGGAGUAUUCGCGUGAUGCUAUCUCUGAAUUCUUUGGGACUAUGAUCUUGGUACUCUUCGGGAAUGGAGUUAUUGCACAGGUCUUGCUUAGCCAUGGACAGAAAGGCGAUUAUCAGUCAAUAUCAUGGGGAUGGGGGUUAGGUGUUAUGCUCGGGGUGUAUACCAGUGGUGCCUCCGGAGCUCAUAUCAACCCGGCAGUCACCUUUGCAAACUGUGUUCUCAGACAAUUCCCAUGGCGCAAAUUUCCUCUCUAUGCUGCGGCGCAGGUCCUGGGUGCCAUGUGCGGGGCAGCUAUCGUGUAUGGCAACUAUAAAUCUGCGAUAGAUGACUACGAAGGCGGACCAGGGAAACGCACCGUGCCCGGAUACUCAGACACCGCAACAGGGGGCAUAUUCUGUACUUACCCGGUAGAUUUUAUGACGAAGGCAGGCCAGUUCUUCUCGGAGUUUCUGGCUAGUGCGAUAUUGAUGUUCAUGAUAUUCGCACUGAAAGACGACGGCAGCCUCGGAGUAGGACAACUGACACCGCUAGGACUAUUCUUUGUGAUAUUCGGCAUAGGAGCCUGCUUUGGCUGGGAGACAGGGUAUGCGAUCAAUUUGGCUAGAGAUUUUGGACCCCGCCUAGUCUCUUACAUGCUUGGGUAUGGACAAGAGGUCUGGAAAGCUGGGAACUACUUCUUCUGGGUCCCAAUGGUGGCGCCUUUUCUGGGUUGCACUUUUGGUGGAUGCGUCUACGACUUAUUCCUGUAUACAGGUCAUGAUAGCUCGAUUAAUAUGCCAUGGUUGGGAAUCAUGCGAUUGGUCAAGAUGUUCCGGCAAAAUGGCGUGCAUCUUCAAAGUCAUGUUUGA